Molecule: messenger RNA, 2055 nt
Organism: Bipolaris victoriae FI3
Lineage: Eukaryota; Fungi; Ascomycota; Dothideomycetes; Pleosporales; Pleosporaceae
Exons: 1
Coding region: 1-2055 (684 amino acids)
Biological process (GO): intracellular iron ion homeostasis; copper ion import; iron ion transport
Cellular component (GO): plasma membrane
Molecular function (GO): ferric-chelate reductase activity
Source: RefSeq, a predicted model, not a curated record
AUGUUCUUCAAUUCGACUACCCACCUACUGGCCGCCCGUCACAUCCAGUCCGAUGACAAUGUCCAGUAUACAAUCGAUUACUGGGGCUAUGCGGUGCGGAAAAUGCCAUGCACCAACGACAAAGGGACUUGUGAAUACCUGGAUUCCGUCUAUGGCAACCACGAGACAUCAAUGAUCUUCACCUUUGUCAUGUGGGCUGUUAUCGGUCUCAUCCUCCUCUUGUUCGUAGUGUUUCGAUUAGCGCACCCGCAGAAACAGAACGGUCCAAGACAGAGCUUCGUAUAUCGCCUUACAAGACUGGCAUCAUCGGCUGUUCGCAAAUAUCUAUUGCCUGAGUGCUCGAAGGUAUUCAGGUAUACUACAAGGCUGCAAGUAUUAAUCCUUGCCUUGUUUUGCGCCUACCUCACGGUCUUUUCUUUUGCUGGCAUCACAUACAAGACAUGGGUUACGCCAAUCAAGGACAGUAACUUGCACAAUACUCGCACUGGUAUGGGUGGAUUCGCUGACCGCAUUGGUGCCUUUGCCUUUGCUCUCACUCCAUUGACCAUUGCCUUGUGCAGCCGUGACUCGAUCCUCAGCAUGGUCACAGGCAUUCCUUACCAGAGCUUCAACUUUCUACACCGUUGGACAGGCCGCAUUAUUCUUGUCCAGUCAUUCGUUCAUGCCAUCAUCUGGACUAUUAUCGAAGCAAAGCUUUACCAGCCACAACCUACUGUCUACACCAAGUUCAUCAACCAAAAGUACAUGGUCUGGGGCUGUAUUGCGCAGGCCUUGAUCACGUUCUUGUUCGUCUUCAGCCUCCGACCCGUGAUCCGCUGGACGGGCUACGAGUUCUUCCGCAAGUCGCAUCUCAUUGUCUCCAUCCUUUACAUUGGAGCCUGCUGGGGCCACUGGGAGAAGCUUUCGUGCUGGAUGAUCGCAUCGUUUGCGAUUAUGGGGUUCGAUUUGGUUGCCCGGAGUGUUCGCACCAUUCUCAUUCACACUGGCCACAAACAAAGGGGUGGUGGGUUUGGCUUCCGCUCUACUCCAGCGAUACUAGAUACUUUCCAGGAUCCUACAGGUACCAUUGUUCGCAUGACAUUUUACCACAAGCAUAGCCCUUGGGCAGUUGGCCAACACUUCUACCUCACCUUUCCUGCACUCAACAUGUGGCAGUCACAUCCGUUUACGCCAGGUUCGAAUCCAAACAGCUCUUCUCCCCUACAACGCCAUACCUACAUCAUCCGUGCCUGCAAGGGCGAGACCGCGAAACUUGCUGCUCUUGCCGAUGCUGCUGCAAACUGCUAUCCGCGCGUUCAAGCAUCUACCCCAGUCAUCAUGAUGGGUCCAUAUGGCAGCUCCAUCGUCAACAAGGAGGUCUCCAACAUGCUCGCCAUCUCCGGCGGCACAGGAAUAACCUACACCCUCCCUGUCAUCAUGGACGCUCUCUCCCCCUCCUCGCCCGUCUGCAACAUCGAGCUCAUCUGGACCAUCCGCCACAUUGAGAACCUCGCCUGGAUCGCCCCCGAACUCGCAUACUUAAAAUCGCAGCUCUACCAGAGCGACGAAGCAACCAGUUCCAGCAGCAGCGACAUCGAGAAGAAAGACGACGCCCCCGUUGUAUCCGUAAGCACAACCAAGCGCUUCCGCAUCCGCAUCUUCGUCACCAGACCCGAGACCACACAACAAGCCGCCUCAGCCCAGCUCGACAGCGACAGCGACAGCGGCAAAGGCAAGGACAAAGACAAAGACUACGGCGACGACGACGCAGCACUAGAACCAGCAUCUACCAUUGAAUCCAUGGAUCUCAAUCGCCAGAUUGACGAACUAAAGCGCGAAUGCCCGGAUUUCAGCAUCACAUGGUUGAGCAAUGCGCGUCCGGACGUAUCCUCUCUAGUAUCCAACUUCAUGAGCGAGACGGUGGAAAGCGGGCGGACACAGGUUGUAGGCUCUGGACCGCCGGAGCUGGGGACGCGGAUUCGAAGUGCGGUUGCGGCGCAGAAUGUGCCUGGGGGUGUGUGGAGGGGGGAGGAGAGGGGGGAUGUGGAGUGUGUGUGGGAUGAUCGGAUGGGGUAG